GCAGAAUGAAACUUCCUCAUCACCUCAGCUCUACACGAUCUCGAUAUUGAUACUAUCCAUUUUCACAAUAUGUUGAUUACAGAGAAAGAAAUCUUGAAUCCUUCCAUUCCUGACCUGCCCAGCAAAGAGCUCGUCAUUGAGCUCUGCAAGAGGGAAGGGUCUCGCCGCAAUCACCUCACCUACUCGAGCAAGGAUAGGGAAAUAUUCAUCAAAUACAACAAUGCUUCAAUGAGUGAAGCGCACACGCAGUUGUUUUUCUACAAUUACAUGAUGUCCAAAGAUAAUCCGGUUUUUCGGAUUCCUGAAAUAUACCACGCUUUCCAGACCGAGGGGAAGGGAACAUAUAUCCUCAAGGAAAAUAUCGACAUUGAAGGCCAGGCCUCUGAUGAACAGAGAGUCCAGGCUCUCUGUGAGUUAGUCAGUGUUCCCCCGCCAUCUGGUGUGUUUGGCAACAUAGGCGGUGGCCUUAUCCGGCAUCCCAUUUUUGAUGAUGAGGAGGCUCCUGUACACUUUGCCUCUACGGCCAAGUUGGAAGCAUAUAUCAACAGGGCUCUUCAGUGGUUCAAUAGAAUCAAUGGCCGACAAGACAAAGUUGAUUUCAGUAACGAACCACUUAUGUGCUAUUAUGCAGAUUUUCACCGCAACAAUUUUCCUGUCGAUGUAAAUGGUCAACUUUGGGUGAUAGAUUUCGAACACGCCGGUGUCUUGCCAUCUAGUUUCAUGAGUUAUGCGCUUCGUGCACAUCCUAGAGGCCUAUCGCACUCUCUCCGAAAGGAAAUCCCAGUUCCAGUAUCGAACAAUCUAGUGGCAAUGGGCAAUGCUUCCUAUAUCUUUAAAUGCGUACAUAAUGAUUUCCAUAUUUCCCCCGAAAGAACUCCAGACCACCAACCUGGCCAGUAGCUUGAUAUCUAGAAAUGCUCUGUGCUCCUCUAAGCGUACCUGGUUAUGCAUAAUUCUUUGCCGCAAUGACUAAUUCUUGAGUGAAUAAUGAGAUGGUUGAAAAGCUAUUUCCUUUCACAGCUGGGAAUGUGAAUCGGCAGCUCAUUACUCCUGAUUUGUCUCUGGCCCUAUUAUAUAUAGGCUUCUUCCUUCCACUUUCUCUAGGAAAAUGCAAUCUCAUCUGUCACUUGUACUUAUAAAUCGCCCACAAUAGAUUAGCAACUAGAACUAUCAUCUGCCUUUCUUUAUUUGUUAACUUCGAUAUAAGAAUCUAGCUGAUAUUUUCAAUAGCCCAAACGGCUUCAUUUUAGGAUAGCUGACAUCGAUCCAGGAGGAUUAUAAACUUAGCUUUCUGGUUCUUACUCUAUAAGCCAUUUAUAUACAGGCUCAUUCUUAUCCUUUUUCUUUUGGC
Paecilomyces variotii is the source of this 1351-nucleotide messenger RNA. RefSeq lists its product as hypothetical. The coding region runs from base 70 to 900 and encodes 276 amino acids. The record is from RefSeq and is a predicted model, not a curated record. NCBI's taxonomy places the organism in Eukaryota, Fungi, Ascomycota, Eurotiomycetes, Eurotiales, Thermoascaceae. The transcript has 3 exons.